CAUUUUUCUCCUUUCCCCUCUUUUUCAUAUUUAUCUUUGCAUGUUUCUCUUGAUCUUUGUGUUUCGAUAUCAAACUUUCCACUUAGUUCUGGUCUUUUCCUUAAAAAUAUUUGGAAAUCUAUUUUGUUGAAUGCUCAUACUUUCCCAUGGAAGUAUAUAGUCAGCUUUGAUGGAUAGGUGAUUUGUUGGUUGAAGAUCCAGUUUUCUUGCCUUUCUGAAUAUCCUGUUCCAGGCCUUGUGGUCCUUUAGUGUGGAAGCUGCCAGGUCUUGUGUGAUCCUGAUUUGUGCUCCUUGGUAUCUGAAUUUCCUCUUUUUGGCUUCUUGUAGAAUUUUCUCCUUAGCUUGAAAGCUCUGGCAUUUCUGGGAGUUGUUUUUUUUGGGGGGGGGUUUAGUGUAGAGGGUGUUCUAUGGACUCUUUCAAUGUGUAUUAUGCCCCCUUGUUCAAGAACUUCAGGGCAAUUUUCUUGGAUGAUCUCUUGUAAUAUGGUGUCAAUGUUUCUGUUUAUUUCUGGCUUUUCAGGUAGACCAAUGAUUCUCAAAUUGUCUCUCCUUCUUCUGUUUUCCUGAUCUGUCACCUUAUCAGUGAGAUAUUUUAUGUUUUCUUCUGUUUUGUUAGUCUUUUGACUUUGCUUUAUUAAUUCUUGGUGUUUUGCAAGACCAUUGGUUUUCAGCUGCUCAAUUCUGGUCCUUAAGGCCUGGUUUUCAGUCAUAAUCUUUUGGUUUUCUGCUUUAACCUUUUGGUAUUCAGUUAUGACUUCUUUAUUUAUUUUUGAACCAUUUCCCACUUCUGUAACCAGAAGGCUUCCAUCUCUUUGAUAAGUUCUGUGAAUGUUAAAAACUGUAAAUGCCAAAGCCUGUAAUGGUUUUGGCCAAGCUGUAAAGAUAAUUUUAGUGUUUUGACUUAAAAUCUAAAGAGAGAGAGAGACAGAGAGAGACAGACAGACAGACAGAAACAGACAGAGAGAGAAAAUGAGAGAGAAAAUAGCCAAGCAGCAGAAAAGGGUCUAGGCCAAAAUGGCCUAAUCCUGAGCCUAAGGGAGAGCGAGUCAGUCUUUAUCACGCACCACAAGAUUAUCUCCAAGCUGGUUUCUUUCACUCUGAACUGAAUUCCUCUCCAAACUGAAUUCAUUUGCGAACUCAAUUCAAAACUUAAACUCUAAACUCCAAUUCUGAACUCCAACCACUAAAUUACCUUUUACCCCUUCCUUUUAAAGAAAUUUUCUCUUAUGUCACCUCCCCUAAAUUUUCAUGUCUACCAAUCACAGUAGAUCCUUUUUCCCAGGACUGCCCAUUCUUAGUUCUCAUCCUCUUUUGUUCUCACCUUCUAUGGUUAGAUUAAAUCCUCUGAGUACUUUACUCCGCUUGUUAACCUUGCCUUUUGUAAGUUGCUUGACCUUUUAGGUACUGUAAAAAUGGAGACUUGAACCCCAGACUCCAAUCCCCAGAAGUCCUUGCUCUGGUUCCCAGGAUGCUUUGUAACCUCACCUGAAUUCAAGAUCACAAAUUAUUUAAAGGAGCUCUCCACCUACUGAGCUCUCUCUUCCUGUUUCCGCUUCUAAGCAGACGCGUCUCUCAUGAUGUAGGUGAGGUUGAAUGGGCCUCUCGGCCCACCUAGGCAUGUGCUUUCUUACUUGUAUUUUUCUUAAAAUCUUAAUCCUUAAUAAAUCUCAUAAAAUAUAAUACUCCUUGACAGAGAAACUAAUUUUUACUUGUCACUUCUAGAGUAAAACUAAUUUCUACCUGCUGCACUUUGGCUUAAAUUUUAAUCUUAAAAGCCCUAAUUUAACCCUUAUAGGUACUUAGCAACCUUUUGUAUUAGAUCUAAAAAUAGACCACCUAGCUUAAAGUUUUGGCUUUACUAUAAGUAUGAGUUAGGGACUUUUCAUUGUUGAAUCAGGAGUUUGCAAACUUUAUCUUCCCCUAAGGCACUGUCUGAGUAGGGUGGAGUAAUUUUAAAGUUCUCAAUACAUUCCUGAUCAAGUAUCUCCAUUGUUACAAUAGGGGAAUAGCUUAACCAAAUCUUCUAAGAUGCAGUCUGAGUAAAUUUUAAGAUUCACAGCUCCAAUUGAAAUUCUUCCAGGGCUUGUGGAUAAUUUACGUUAUUUUUUAGAAGGUUUUGUCUUUGUUUGAAUUUCAUCCAGUAUUUCCUCUGAAGCCUGAGUUUUUCCUCUGUAAAAAUUCUUGAGGGUUACUGUCUUUUUUUUUUAAAGGAUUUUGAGGCUCCUGUGCACAAUUAGCCAUUUUCAUGGAUGUUUUUCUUUCCUUCUUUAGUCAGAAAUCGGUGUGAACUGAGCAGGUUCUCUGUGUAUGGAGUUAAGGAGCAAGAAUUUUGCCUGAGUCAUGCUCUUGAAUCUUCGCUGUCUUUUGCAGCUCUUUUCUAUGCUACCUUCCCAGGGGUGUUCAAGGUCUGCACUCCCUUGUGCGCUGGGAUUUCCUGCCUAGCUGCUUUCAGGGAGACAAGGCCGGGAAAAGAUGGAGGAGCUUCACCAAAUAGACUCACUGGGGCUACUUUGCUGCCUCUACAAGGAACCUGGAGCCUCAGGGAUGACCUUUGAGAGGGACACACUCCCAGCCCAGGAGGUGGUGACAUUCAAGGAUGUGGCUGUGGAGUUCACACGGGAGGAGUGGUGCCUCUUGUCCCCUCCCCAGAAGGAGCUAUACAAGGAGGUGAUGCUGGAGAAUGUCCAGAAUUUGCACUCUGUGGGGCUUCCAGCUCCCCCAGAAGACAUGAUCUAUUAUGUGGAGCAGAGGGAUUCCUCUUGGAUGCUGGAGCAAGAAGGCCUGAGGAGCUGCUGCCCAGGAAAGAUUAGACGUGAAAAGAAGGUGAAUCCAACAGAGAUGAGCCUUCCUGUGGAAGAAAUGGACCUACAAAGAUUCAUGAGUGAUGGUCCUGAUAACUUUUCUUUCAAAGAAUUCUGUGUUCCAUCUCCAAAUUUAUCUCAUAUCGAACAUCAAAGAAUGCACACCGAGGAAAAAUCUAGUGAAAGUAAUCAGAGGGGAAAGACUUUUUUGUACAGGUCCAAUCUUACUGGACAUCGGAGCAUCCACACUGGGGAGAAACUUCAUGAAUUCAUGCCAUGUGGAGAGACAUUCAGUAAGACUUCUAGUCUUGCUGGACAUCAGAGAAUGCACCCUGAUGAGAAACCUUAUGAAUGCAAGCAAUGUGGAAAGACAUUCAGUCAGAGAGACAGUCUUUCUGUACAUCAGAGAAUCCACACUGGUGAGAAACGUUAUGAAUGCAUGCAGUGUGGAAAGACAUUCACUCGUAGUUCCCAUCUUGCUGUACAUCAAAGAAUCCACAGUGGAGAGAAACCUUAUGAAUGCAUGCAGUGUGGAAAGACAUUCAGUUGGAGUGACAGGCUUGCUGUACAUCAGAGAAUCCACACUGGGGAGAAACCUUAUGAAUGCAAGCAGUGUGGAAAGAAAUUCAAUCGGAAAGGCCAACUUGCUGUACAUCAGAGAAUGCACACUGGGGAAAAACCUUAUGAAUGUAAGAAGUGUGGAAAGACAUUCAGUCAGAGCUCCCAUCUUGCUGUACAUCAGAGAAUGCACACUGGAGAGAAACCUUAUCAAUGCAACAAGUGUGGAAAGACAUUCAGUCAGACUUCUAGUCUUGCUGGACAUCAGAGAAUGCACACUGGGGAGAAACCUUAUCAAUGCAACAAGUGUGGAAAGACAUUCAGUCAGAGAGACAAUCUUUCCGUACAUCAGAGAAUCCACACUGGAGAGAAACCUUAUGAAUGCAAGCAGUGUGGAAAGACAUUCACUUGUAGUUCCCAGCUUCCUGUACAUCAGAGAAUCCACACUGGGGAGAAACCUUAUGAAUGCAAGCAGUGUGGAAAGACAUUCAGUCAGAGAGACAAUCUUUCUGUACAUCAGAGAAUCCACACUGGAGAGAAGCCUUAUGAAUGCAAGCAAUGUGGAAAGACAUUCAGUCGGAGUGACAUGCUUGCUGUACAUCAGAGAAUGCACACUGGGGAGAAACCUUAUGAAUGCAUGCAAUGUGGAAAGACAUUCGCUCGUAAUUCCCAUCUUGCUGUACAUCAGAGAAUGCACACUGGGGAGAAACCUUAUGAAUGCAAGCAGUGUGGAAAGACAUUCACUUGUAGUUCUUAUCUUGCUUUACAUGAGAGAAUCCACACUGGGGAGAAACCUUAUGAAUGCAUGCAGUGUGGAAAGACAUUUGCUCGUAAUUCCCAUCUUGCUGUACAUCAGAUAAUGCAUGCUGGGGAGAAACCUUAUGAAUGCAAGCAGUGUGGAAAGACAUUCACUUGUAGUUCCUAUCUUGUUUUACAUGAGAGAAUCCACACUGGGGAGAAACCUUAUGAAUGCAUGCAGUGUGGAAAGACAUUCAGUCGGAGAGGCAAUCUUGCUGUACAUCAGAGAAUCCACACUGGAGAGAAACCUUAUGAAUGCAUGCAAUGUGGAAAGACAUUUGCUCGUAGUUCCCAUCUUGCUGUACACCAGAGAAUCCACACUGGUGAGAAGCCUUAUGAAUGCAAGGAGUGUGGAAAGAAAUUCAGUCAUACAUCUAGUCUUUCUGUACAUCAGAGAAUGCACACUGGGGAGAAACCUUGAGAAUACAAGCUUCGUGGAAAGAUAUAUACAUGUAGCUCUAGUCUUGCUAUUUUUUGAAGGGAAUUUAAACUUCCCCCUCUAUGGGGAAACAUACCUGGCAUGAGCCUGGACUUGACUCAGGGGCAAGAAUAAACUAGAAACCUUCUUAAUAUGAACAAGACUGAAUCAAAGAUGCCCAUCACCACCACUCUUUUCAGUUUCUUACGAAAAUUGCUAGCUAGAGUAAUGAGAGGAGAAAUGAAAGAAUGAGAAUAGGCAAUGAGGACCAAAAACUAUUACUUUUUCCAGGUGGUAUUUAAUAUACAUAGAGAAUGAGCCAAAACGUUAUAAAAACAAUUAGGAACUUGAACAAAGAUGCAGGAUAAUAAAAAGAAACCACAGAAUUCCUCUGUACUACCAAUCAAUCAGGGGGUAUAUGGAAAUAGAAACUCCAUUGAAAAUUACUGUAGACAAUAUGAAAACCACCUGGGAGUCCAUUGCCAAGAUAAACAGAACUAUUGGUAUGCUAUACUAGAAUUCUCUAAAGAAUAUUGGUUAAGGUUAGAGGGAGAGAAAAAAAUAUCACACGACCACCUGGCUGGGUCUUAUUUAAUAUUGAUUCCACGCUUCCCAGGCUCAUGUUCAAAAGCAGCUACAUUUGGCUCCAGCAGCUGAGCACAUCAGAAGCCAGUGUGAGCUGAUCAUUUAAUGCUCCAGAGAAGGGAGAGGGAGCAGUUGGACAAAAGAAGCCCAGGAUUUGAAAUAAGCCCAUGACAUUUCCCAGCCCGAUCAUAUUUGAUAAACUACAUAAUCCUGUAAGAGGGAGAUGAUAAAAACAAGGUUUUGUGGGGCUCAGAUGGGGUCAUACAAAUGCAGUGAUUUCCAAAUCCAGAUCCUUCUCCAGGGAUGUCUAUGCUCUGGCAGUGUCAGGGUAAUAUAGCUUGGGAAUUCUAGUUUAGAAAUGUACCUGACUAGGAGUCAGGAGCUGUGGGAGAAUGGGAAAUUUUUGAUUAAUAGCUUAAAGUAUUAUUAACUAAAAACUGCUAUUUUAACUAUUAAAAAGAGCCAUUGUGUGACUGGGCAUUCUCUUAAGAGUUCUUGUUUCUACAUGCCUUGUAACAAUUUAAAAUACUAAUAUUUCUACUCAUAUAUAUAUAUAUAUAUAUAUGUAUACAUGUAUACAUAUAUAUAUUAUAAAGUUUAUUGGAAGGGUAGACAACUAUUCCUCUAAGUAACCUGACCACAUAGUGCCUAGCCUGCCAGUCUCUUCCUCAUUCCCCCUCACCUGCUUGCUCUGUCUUCUCAUGGUUCUCCCGAUUCCUCCUCGUUGGUCUCCCCUGAUUCUUCCCCAAACCGUAACUUUUAUUAACAUACAGAAUGUACACUGACAAAUCUGGUGCAACUGUGGUAUGUCAGGAAUGUUUGAUAGAUAUGUAAAGUUACUCAGGAAGUGGAGGGGAUAAGCUUCCUUGGCACAAAUCUCCCUGUGAUCUUUUGGGAGACCUGUCUCCCCAAUGGAUCAUUUAAAUAAAACUAUCUUAUAACUAAAUAUCUUCUAGCUAAAAGUACAUAUAAGAUUACAUUUUUCUAAGAGGGAGUUACAAUAGUUAGAGAUGGGACUAAAAUACAAAAUAAAAAAAACUGAUUGAUAGAUGCAUUGAUAAAAUGCCAACUAGGGGGAAGUCCCAUUUGGCAUAAGAGUUUACAUUCAGACUAAGUAUGUUAAAUCCCCUUCAAUUCAGUUCAUUGUAUCCCAAAGUUCAUUCCGGAUCUCUUGAUGCAGUGUGUAGCUUCAUCAGAUAUCUUCAUGGCACUUUAUCCAAAAGGAUCCAAUUUUUUGAUUUUGGCGUGUUGGCAAGUUUCUUUUAUUGAAAUUUCUUCAAAAAUUUUUAAAUCUUGAAUUUUAGGAUAAUUACACAAUCCCUCCUGAGGUGAGUGUUGACCAAUACCAGAAUCACACUGGAUUACAUGAAUGAGUUAUGAGGUAUAUGAAACAAUUGAUAAAAAUAAAAACAAACUGCCCAAGAAAGUACAGAAAUGAUUAAAAAAAAUUAAAAUCUUACGUGUAUAAAAGUUCUAAGUAAAAAAGUAAAAAUAGCCUGUAACAGAUCCUUGAAUCAUAGCAAGGCCCAAUUAAAGUGACUUAUGUCCCACAAGCAUGUAGGACAAUAGCAGCAUUAUAGCACUCUACCUAUUGUGAAUUUCAAAACUACUCAACCCUGUUCAAACCAUUCUUUAGAGGAUGGGAUUUGGCUAUUUCCUGAUCAAUAACAAUGGAGAUACUUGGAAUGACAGAAUCAGGUCUUGGAAACUACAAUCUCCACCCUACUCAGGGUAACAGGAUUUAGGAAGGGCUGCAGCAAAGCUCAAGAUUUAAUUAUUUGAGAAUAUGACCUUCAACAGACAUGUGCAAACAAACCUCUGGGUGGUCCUGGGUUAAGAUAGAGCCACCAUUGGCACAGAGGAGACACAGGAAGUGAGGUAGAGGACAGCUGAGGAGUCUGGGGACUUCCUGUGUGGAAGAAAGGAGGUUGUUGGAGCCUGGGUGCUUGGAGUGGAGGCCCUGAGACUGUUUCUCCAUUUUGGUCACGUGAGUGAUAGGGACUGAUCUCUUUUCCUUGCCUCGGUGAUCCAAGGCCUUGGGCCUUUGGCCCAGCUUAAGCAGAGGGGGUAUUUAAGCCCUAUUCCCUUCUCUCCCCUUUCUCUCCCCCCCCUCUCCCUCUCCCUCUAAUACCUUUCUUCCUCCUGUUAGUAAUUAAAAACUCCAUAAAAGGUUGACUGCUGACUUGAGUUUUCAUUUAGGAAUUACAUAGCUAAAUUCCUUGGCGACCUUAAAUUAAUAUAUAUGUCUUUUAAUGUGAUUUCCAUGUCACACUAUUUGCAGGCAGGACUACAGAAAACUGCCAAACUAUAAGAUAGAAAGGAUUAAGUUUCAGUAGCAAAUGGGAAAAAUCAUUCCCUGGUCUGAUUGUACUGCCACUUCAGAGAUAGGGGAAGGCAGGAUCAUAGCCAACCUGAGGUACUUGUCUCAAAGUAUGAUUCAAGUAAGUUCUGCAUCUUAAUGUAUGUCAAGUGCUGCAACCUCGAUUCUCACACUAGGUUCAAGUCCUUUUGUAUUGGCAUAGAAGUUCAAUGCUCCUUGGAUUGGAUUUGGUCUAUUCUGAACUUGUGCUACUUGGCACUGUAUGUUGGCUCUUUUGUUCCCUUCUCCUGGAAUCAGACAUAAACAUUAAACAAAGUCCCAUAACAUUUAUCAAUAAAUGGCAGGUUUCCAUAGUCGAAAGCCUUUGGGGUAUACAUAUUACUAGGGCUAAUAGAUGCUGUAAACUUUAUCCUUCAAGUAAAAAACAAAACAAAACAUUAAUUACUGAUUUAAUGUACUUCAUGUAUCACUAAAUUAGGGGGGAAAGAAAGAAAAAUAAAAUCCUAUUCCAAACAUAGAGAAAAAAAAUUUUUUUAAGUCAUAAUUUCACGGUUCACAUUGCAUGUGAUAAUGUGUUAGCCAAGCAAAGGCACAAUACAAAAGAUGCUCACUCAAAAAUGAAAUGUAUUUCACACUUGGCCAGGAUCCACAGUGUGAGUGUACAUAAUUUUUCACUAGAUAAGAACCUUUUAAAAACAGUAGUUCAGCAAUUAAUGCAGAUCCUAAAAAGUACCCAAAUGCCUAAAAGUAUAAGAGCUCAUUUAAGGAUAAUAGCAAACAAACCAACUAUCAUUAGGAUUCACAUGACUUGGUGUGUGACAUUUUAAAAACCUUUUGAAAUCAUGAAUACUUGUCACAAAUUCUACAGAUUUUAGCCAAUCUUUCAACUUUGGCAAAGAUAUUUUUUAAAAAGUCUAUUAUCAUUAUCAUUCCAAAAUUUGGUGGGAGAGAAACCAGAAAAACCUCUGUACAGUUGAUGAAGAAUCACGAGUAUCCAUUUCAAAGCUACAAGGCUUCACAGGAAAAAUCAUUCCUACCUCCCGGAUGAGUUUAUAACACAUCACAGGUUAACUAAACCACUUGGGCACCUCCCUCCCUCUUGGUAUGAGACUAUAACAGUGUAACAGAACUGUCUCCAAUAUGUCCGAACCAUUUUUAUGUGGAGCUGAGGACUAAAAAGUGAAAAUCACUGCAGAUAUGUCAUCCAUUACAUUUACAAUAAUUGCAGGGAUCGGAAAAUACAACAAUGUCAUUGCACUUUACUUCAGCUACAAAUAGACCUGUACCUCUUGUUGCAAAUAACUCAAGAGGAAGGAAAAUAAGUGAUCAGUCAGUGGUAGGGAUGCUCCAAGAUAUCUAAAAAUCACUUCUGAAUACUCAUUAAAAUAAAUUUAUAUUAUUAGAUAAUUAAAUUCUCCAACAUGUGUAUACAGCUUGAAACCAAUUCGAUGGAGUCCAUCCAUCAGCUAUGUGUGACAAUAAAGGCAAAAAAGGAACAAAAUGCUGUUUAUGGGCUUUUACAAUGAUAUUCUUCAAUACAAUCAUAUUCAUAGGGGAGUUACAAAUUAAGACAAUUUAACAGACAAUUUCAAUGUUGAUAACUCAUAAAUUGGUUAACAUUAAAUUACAUAUAUCUUGUAUUUAGAAUCCUGCUUCAUAGACUUCUUCAUUCCAGGGAGGAGAUGAAACUGCACUGUAGUAGAGGCGAAGCCUCCUCUUCCCCCUGCUUGGGCUGCAGUAGUCAAGGUUGUGGGUUGAACUUUGAACGACCUGCCCAGCUGUGUGUCCAAGGUUGGAAUAGUCAGUACAAAGGAGGUAUGAUAACAACUGUGAGAAACUUGUUUUUCUGUCCUUUUUUGGAGUCCUCUUUGUUCCUCCUGUUGCCUGGCAGGUAACGUCAUGAAUUCCUAUGCAUUUGCCCAUUUAUGGUUCAUGCUGGUGCUGGGCUAUAACGUCAUACAUUCCUGUGGUUUCUACCUUUAUAUACUUUGUAUGAAUCCAAUAAACUUUGUCAUUAUGCAUUUCACAUAA
Molecule: messenger RNA, 9511 nt
Organism: Monodelphis domestica (gray short-tailed opossum)
Lineage: Eukaryota; Metazoa; Chordata; Mammalia; Didelphimorphia; Didelphidae
Biological process (GO): regulation of DNA-templated transcription
Source: RefSeq, a predicted model, not a curated record